Molecule: messenger RNA, 1410 nt
Organism: Cucurbita pepo subsp. pepo (vegetable marrow)
Lineage: Eukaryota; Viridiplantae; Streptophyta; Magnoliopsida; Cucurbitales; Cucurbitaceae
Source: RefSeq, a predicted model, not a curated record
UGUAUCCGUCAGUAAAUUGAAAAUAAACUGACAUUCUCCCUCCUCUUCUCUCUCUCUCUCUCUCUUUCUUUGUCGAAUUAUUACAUUGAAAAACCAACAAACCCUAAAAGUGUCCGUUCAAUUUUUCUUCUUCUUUGCUUCAACUACUCGUUACAUAGCUCAAUUCCCUCUCUUCUUCUGAAGAAAUUUGCAGUUUCAUCAGCUGAAUCCAUACUGAAAUCCCUAAUUCUCUCAGUUCGCGGCUCGUUUUAGACAGAUAAUGGAGGGAAUGCCGCACCCAAUACCCCGUACAGUGGAUGAGGUCUACAGCGACUUUAAAGGCAGACGUGCCGGCUUGAUCAAAGCCCUCACCGCGGGUCUCUUCAUCUUUUUUCUUCUUCCUGCUUCCGCUCUUCAUCUUUACUCUGUUUGUGUUGUUCGUGAUGUUGAGAAGUUUUACCAGCAGUGCGAUCCUGAGAAGGAGAACCUGUGUCUCUAUGGACUUCCAAAUGAAACGUGGGAAGUUAACUUGCCUGUGGAGGAGGUGCCCCCUGAGCUCCCGGAACCAGCAUUAGGCAUAAACUUUGCGAGGGAUGGGAUGCAGGAGAAAGAUUGGUUAUCGCUGGUUGCAGUUCACAGUGAUUCAUGGUUGCUUGCUGUUGCAUUCUAUUUUGGUGCUCGUUUUGGAUUUGGGAAGAAUGAAAGGAAGAGGCUAUUCCAGAUGAUCAACGAUCUCCCAAGUGUAUUUGAAGUUGUAAGUGGAAAUGGUAAGCAGUCAAAAGAACAGUCUGCCACUCAUAACAAUAGCAGCAAAAGCAAAUCGGGUGGGAAGAUGUCUAGGCAAUUGGAGUCCCAUAGCAAGGGAGUGAAGAUGUCUCCACCACCAAAAGAGGAUGAAGAUAGCGGGGAAGACGAGGAGGAAGAAGAAGAUGAUGAACAGGGUGCAACAUGUGGGGCUUGUGGGGACAACUACGGCAACGAUGAAUUCUGGAUUUGUUGUGAUGUAUGUGAAAGAUGGUUCCAUGGAAAGUGUGUGAAGAUUACACCUGCCAAGGCCGAGCAUAUCAAACAAUACAAGUGUCCAAGUUGCAGUAACAAGAGAGCAAGGGUUUGAAUUUAGGAUCUGAAAGUUGAAGAUAGUUGCAGGGAACGAAAAAAAGGGAGAAAAAGAAAAGGAAAAAAAAAAAAAACGAAGAAAGCAGGCAGCACGACGACUCCGAGACUUGUGUUAUUACUACGAUUAUAAAGCUAAAAUAUGGUGUUGUUAAAGUCAGUUGACAGAUUUGGUGAAUUGGGAUGGAAUUUCAAGUUUUCCUACUUGUGUUAUUCUUCUGUCUAAUUCUAGAAUUAGUGGUUUUCUCUUUGAAUAGUUAUGAAUAUUUGUCAUCCACAUCCCAAAUUGAAUCAGACUCAGAAACAACCUCUUGUUCA